AUGAGUGGUUUGAUGCAUAUGGUGGUGGUUUUGGGUGUUAGACUGUGUCUGAUGAAGAGACUGCCACCACUACCCAGUGUACUAAUGAUGGCUGCAGCAACUGGGAUAACUGCUACUCUUGUCAUGCCCGGGUUCAGCAAAAGAGAUGAUAAAAAUGUCGUUGUUGGAACACAACUGAUUUCUGUUGGUUCGCCGACGUGCGGAGAUUUCUCAAAAAUGGCUGCGGGUUUACCUCGUAGAAUUAUUAAGGAAACUCAGCGGCUUAUGGCAGAACCUGUACCAGGAAUCUCUGCAGUUCCAGAUGAAAGCAAUGCAAGAUACUUUCAUGUUGUUGUAGCUGGUCCUGAAGGGUCACCAUUUCAGGGAGGAGUUUUUAAACUAGAAUUAUUUCUUCCUGAAGAAUAUCCUAUGAGUGCCCCCAAAGUAAGAUUUAUGACAAAAAUUUACCACCCCAACAUUGAUAAACUAGGAAGAAUUUGCCUAGAUAUUCUUAAAGAUAAGUGGAGCCCUGCUCUGCAGAUAAGGACGGUUUUGUUGUCUAUCCAAGCUCUACUUUCUGCGCCUAAUCCAGAUGAUCCUUUAGCAAAUGAUGUAGCAGAACUUUGGAAGGUGAAUGAAUCGGAGGCUAUUCGCAUUGCACGAGAAUGGACGCGUACUUAUGCUAUGGGCAACUAGUAAUUGCAUUAUUAUUAUUAUUAUUAUUAUAAUGUAUUAAUUUUUAAAAAAAAAUCAAUGAUAAACCCUAGGAUCAACAAAAAGUUGAUGAAAGAGCAAAAUAACUUACCUUGGUAUUAGUAACACCAAUUCAGGUUGUACCUAUGCGGUGCCCCCAGUAGUCAUAUUCAUCAUGACUCGCCCCAGCAGGUAAACUUUUAGCCUAGGCUGUUCCUCAUGAUAAACAUCCUUAGCAAAUUUAAAAUUGGACUGUUUAGAGGGACAACCCUCUCACUAUGGGAGGUGGGACAUUAGUGGGGGCUGACCCUGGCCAAGAAGCUGAGGUACUCCAUUAUCACGUACUCUAGAUCUGUAGUGACAGUGGAAAGUGACCCAGUAUGUGAUUACUGGGCAUUUUGGGUGCAG
Macrobrachium nipponense is the source of this 1080-nucleotide messenger RNA. RefSeq names its product ubiquitin-conjugating enzyme E2 N (gene ben). The transcript is spliced from 7 exons. The coding region runs from base 1 to 675 and encodes 224 amino acids. Lineage: Eukaryota; Metazoa; Arthropoda; Malacostraca; Decapoda; Palaemonidae. The record is from RefSeq and is a predicted model, not a curated record.